Molecule: messenger RNA, 585 nt
Organism: Acaulospora colombiana
Lineage: Eukaryota; Fungi; Glomeromycota; Glomeromycetes; Diversisporales; Acaulosporaceae
Source: the annotation of a GenBank genome assembly
CGAGAGCCAACUUGCAUCAACGUGCAGGUGGAGGAUGGCGCAUCGGCUGAGAUGUCCUUGCAAUACACUCAUCAAUCGGUGUAUCUCGCUGUCGAAGGGCAGGGGCACAAGGAACACCUCUGUCCGUCGAAUGAAGACCGGAAGCUGUGCAUGGGAAGGGAGGACGUUGCGCCAGUGUCUACUGACCGCGGAGACCUUUUCUGGCAAGAGAACGUCCUCGGCAGCACCCAGUUCGAAGAUGUAUGCCAGGAUAUCAUCGACUAUCCGCCAGCUGCAACCUCCGACCUGGGGGGAAAAAGUCAGUUGGAAAUGAUCGUUAAAAUUUCGACAAUAGAUAUAAGCAUAGAAUACACGGCAUCACGUUUGAAACGCGGAGACGGAUACUCGAGCGGGAUUCGAAACAAGGGGGAGGGAAGUGUGGCACUCACGAAAGAGCCAUUGAACGGACUCUCAACCACCAGAAAAGGCCGAUUCACGGUUGUAGCAGCUGGUUAUAGAUGUGAGAUGGGGGUACUGGGAGAGGAGGUGGUGGGAGAGCGUUGGAGAGACCCGGAGGGGGAAGGUUCAAGUCGUAUCGACGGCUAG